UUCUCCUCAAGAUCGCAAUAUGGAGACCACCCCUCACAAUGUGGCGGAAUAUUUGCUUUACAUUUGUAUUUGGCUUUUUUUAAUUGUUGGUUUAUUUGAAAUCUUAAUUCAAAUAGAUUAUCUCAAAUUAUCUGGCCCUUAUUUAAACAUUUAAUUGUUAUUUGUGUUCCUUGUUUGCUUUUUUAGAUAGCUAAUGUAAUCAUAAUCUCUCUUUUCAUAUAUUUAUGUCCAUCUUUUUUCAUAACAUGUUCAUUUAAUUUUCUCCUAGACUUUUCCAAAAAUUAAACAAAGCUCAUGAACUGAAAUUCGUGUUGCACUACUUUUCUACUUUUUUGACUUCGAAUUGAUCUUGAUUUUAAAGUUUUGCUAUCAUAUUGAACGUGUUUUAACAUUAUUUCUUCGAGGCUCAAACAGACGAAGCCUCAACGCGAUAUCAUAUGUUUGUACGUGUUUGUAUUCAUCCUUGCUGCCUCAACCUAAACAAUAUACCAUGACAGCCUCAGAUAAUGACGAAAUCUCGGAAAAUCCUGAUAAAAAAUAUCGUGGAAAUGUUCCAGUUAUCGACAGUAUCGAUCAAAUGACCCCAGUCGAAAGGAAACUCACCAAAUUGUUCAAAUGCAGCUUCUAUCGUAAUCGAUGUUUUUUCACUUCUGAUGAUCCUGCAAGUUUCAUGAGGCAUCUUGAGGCAAGACACAAAGGAGAGAAUGCUUACUGCAUUUACUGCUAUUACUAUUCUGGUGAAAACAAAUCCUAUGAACGAACAGAAGGACUUAUUGAUCACAUUUUGACACAUCAUGGGUUCAGAAAUUUUCAGUGUAACUCUUGUGUUUACCGAGGGACCAGCAUUCCUCAUGUUCUUCUCCAUCAAGCAAAUAUUCAUGGCAAUAAAUAUCAAACCACUCUAUCAGGGGAAGGUUCGAUUGGAUUAUGUAAAGUGCUUGUUUGUAAGCAAAUUGUAAAUGGUCCACUGCCAAGUGAAACGGUCCAUUGGUCUAAUUGUCGAGUUGAUAGAGUUAUUGCAUCACCCAAGGAAUCUCCAAAGUAUCAAUGUCUUUAUUGUGAUUUUGUUUCUCUUGUCCCUCACGUUGUUUUUUUUCAUAUUUGUAAAGUUCACCCCGACUUCAGUUUAUGUUUGUUUGAUAAAUAUGUUGAUCCUUUACCAGAGAUAGAAGAAGCCGACGAAAAGAAUGCUGAAGAAGCUUUGGAUGAUGAAGAUCUCGAAUUAGAUGCUAUCGUCAAUGAACUCCAUGGCAUCGGUACCAAAGAUGAUGACGAUGUCGAUAUGACUCCUGUUGAUGAACCUGUUGCAGAAAUUUUUUCUGAUGACGAAAAUGAAAAUCAAAACCGACAAGAUACUGGGAAAGAGGAGACUACAAGGGAAAGAUUGUUCGCUGUAAAAGGACUCAGAAUAGCAAAGAAACAAUCUGAUUCAAGUAAAGCGCGAAAAUCGACAUCAAAACCCUCUGUUCGCUUUCAAGAGCCUGAAUUUGACAAAGAUGAUGAUGAUGAUGAUGGAGAGGAGGAAUUGAGUUUCGCAAGAAGAAUUAGAGGAUUCAGACCUGAGCAGAGUGCAGCAUUAUUUACACCGGUGGCUUUAACUGGAAGCAAGCAUUCCGCUCGAAAUAUGUUUAAAUGUACAAUAUGUGCUGAUGGAGCUCAACUUAGCAGAGUUUCAAUAGAAUCUCAUCUAAAGCACAAGCAUGGUACUACAAGUUCAUUCAAAUGCUCUGAAUGUGACUUUCUUGGCAGCUCAAAAGCUAUUGAUAGUCAUUUCAGAGCCAUUCAUAGCUCUAUUGAAUCCACAGUUAGGUAUAUAAAAUUUAUUGUAGCCCUUGAUGAAAAAGAAGAAGCAAGUAAAACGAUAAUGGGUCAACCUGUGAGGCCUGGUACCAACCCAGUACCCAAAAGUAGCAAGAAACCAUCUGAAAAAGAUCCUAAAAAUUUAUCGAGUAGAAUCAAAAAAUCUGUCUUUGUCGGACCGGCAAAUUGGAAAGCGGGAAAAAGGCAAAAAAGAAAAGAGCCUGGUGAUGCCGAACAAGACAGUGGGUCUGAUGCGGAAACUAUUUGUGGAGAUCCUUACAUAGAAGAAAUGACAAUUGACGAACAGGAACAGGAACAGGAACAAGAACAAGAGCAAGAACCAGAUAAUCGUACGAAUAGACGUAUACAUAGAGCUAAAAGAAAAGCCAGAGACAGCGAAGUGACAACGUCUCCAAAUAGACCAGGCGAAGAGCUCUUUGAACCAAAGUCAUCCCAAGAAAGAGGAUCUGAACUCUUCUUUUGUCUGUUUUGCAAUACAUUUUCAUCUACUAACUUUGAUGAAGCUCAAACACAUAUGAAGCUACAUCUUGGAUUGGAUAAAAUUACCUGUCCGAAAUGUCUUACUUUUGAAUGUGCCAAUAUAAGAGACUUGAAAUUACAUUGCGAAAAUGAGCAUCCAUUUGAUAGUGUGGAACUUGAUGAUAAUAACAAACAUAUCAAUUACAUCACUGAAUUUCUCAAUGAGCAGUUUAUUCGUCGUUUUAAAAGUGACCAGAUGUCAGCAGAGCAGGCAUCUCGAUAUGCACGAAUUAUUUGUCCAAUUUGUGAAAGAGCAAAUCAAUUGACUGGUACCGCUAACUAUCAUCACAUCAGUUGGAAAGCAUUUAAGAGGCAUUUUUGGAAACACGCUAAUGCCACUUAUAUUAAUUGUAAAAUCUGUAAAGCUCUUGUCCCCAGAAUCAUAAAACGUAAUCAUCUCGAAAUGGGUCAUUAUGAUGAAAUUUCUGAAGAUAUUUCCGAUCUUAAAGAUUUGAGUAGGUAUUAUGAUGAACCUUUAUCUAUACGAGCUCUCAACUGUCUAAAGAGUUACAAACUCAAGUGCAAAGCAUUUUACGAAAGCCGCAUAAAAGAGGAAUUUGAAAUUGAAGAAUGCAGAGUUGUUCUGGGAACAGAAUUGAAACAGGCAAUGAGCGCUACCGUUAAACAAGAACCUUGUGAUACAUGGUGAAACAUUAAACCAUAUUUAUUUGUUUCUCUAAUCAACAUAAUUAACAACAAUUCUACGAGAUAUCUUUGGCUUCAAUUAAUUAUGCUUAUCUCAGUGUCUUUAAACUUUCACCUCAUUGCGAGAUUGUAUUGGUCAAAGACAAACAAAUGGAAAAUUUCGUAUUUGCUCGUUAUGCUGCAUCAAACGUUCACCGCCAUUCUUCAUUCCAAUCAGAAAUCCAUCAAUCUUUUGAACUCAGUCUUUAAGUUUUGGAAAAAAAAUUCGCACUGGGAUGCAAAAAUUCGUUAAAGCUGGUCGUUAAUAUAAUAAUCAACUCGUAAUAAACCAAGCUCGUUUCAUUCUUCUAGUUCAAAUUUCGACGACGUUGUUGAUAAGGACGUAUCAGAAUCGUAGUCAGUGGAUGAUUUAUAUUGGUUUUCACUGCUAUAAACGGAAUCGCCAGAUGUCAAGUGAUCAUCAUCGCCCUAUUAGCACACAGAAAACAGUUUACAAUUAACAAAAACUUCAUGAUAGUCUAACCAAUAUUCUGAUAAUCUAAUACUUCAAUAUUGUGCCAUCUAUUUGCCUUAAACAAACUUACAUUCUUGUCCAA
This is a messenger RNA of Tetranychus urticae (two-spotted spider mite), 3581 nucleotides long. RefSeq lists its product as uncharacterized. The record is from RefSeq and is a predicted model, not a curated record. Lineage: Eukaryota; Metazoa; Arthropoda; Arachnida; Trombidiformes; Tetranychidae.